Centruroides sculpturatus (bark scorpion) is the source of this 773-nucleotide messenger RNA. RefSeq lists its product as uncharacterized. Lineage: Eukaryota; Metazoa; Arthropoda; Arachnida; Scorpiones; Buthidae. The coding region runs from base 66 to 428 and encodes 120 amino acids. The record is from RefSeq and is a predicted model, not a curated record. The transcript has 4 exons.
ACGUAUUUGUAACAUGUGUAGAGAGUAACUCUUCUCCAGAUAAAAGACAAGAGAAAGAAAAUAAAAUGAUUUCCUUCACUUUAAUUUGUCUGGUGUCUGGUUUGGUUGUAGUUAACAGUUACGUUGCAAUAAUGGAGGUUCCUGCCGUUGACGGAAAGUGCUAUAUUAAAGGAAAAUUGUUCAAAUUCGGGGAUACUUACUACGAAGAAGAAAAAUGUGAGUCCUGGAAAUGCGAAACAUCGUCAAAACUUGUAUCCUUUAAACUGUCAGAAAAUGGAACUGUUCAGCCCAUUUAUCGUUUACAAGCAUACUUCCACAUAAUUGGAUGCGGUGUUGCAGUUAUAGAAAAGGAUGGAAAGUUUUGUCGUGUUCAAAGUACUAAAGGCAAACAUCCUAAAUGUUGCCUUGGUCCUGCGGUUUGUCCUUAGGGAAUUAUUUUUAUAAUAAUUUCUUUUCGUGUAAAUAUUCCUUUGAAAUAUAACUCGAAAUGUUUGCAUUAUGUAAAAUCAAAGGAGAUCAUAAAAUAAACGUAAGUAACUAAUAAUCUCAAUAAACAAAACUUAAUGUUAUUUCUGUUCAAAAUAAAAACCAAGUAUGAAAUUUAGAAAUAAAUUUGUAGGAGUUAGAUCAGAUAAUAAUAAUAAUAAUUCUUCAUUCAUAAUAAAGAAUCCUUGUUACAGGGGGAAUUGAGUAAAAUACAAAAAAGAAGAUUAUUAAGUAAAUAAAAUUAAUUUAAUUAUUUAUAUAAGAUAUAUAACUGAUUAAUUGAACAU